This is a messenger RNA of Alternaria atra, 2901 nucleotides long. RefSeq lists its product as uncharacterized. Lineage: Eukaryota; Fungi; Ascomycota; Dothideomycetes; Pleosporales; Pleosporaceae. The transcript is spliced from 2 exons. Bases 1 to 2901 code for a protein of 966 amino acids. Gene Ontology annotation, molecular function: ATP binding; protein kinase activity. Gene Ontology annotation, biological process: protein phosphorylation. The record is from RefSeq and is a predicted model, not a curated record.
AUGGACGAACUGCGAUUAGCUUUCCAACGUCUUAGGAGAUUCGACAUCGCAGGUGGAACUUACGUUACCCUCUCAUUCGUACCCGAGGCUGGCUUGUUCGAACUGCUGACAAUUCCGACGAUCGAAAGAGCUCUCGAAGACCCUGUGUUUGGAUUUGAGCCUCACCAACGAGGGCCCGUUUCGGUAGAAGUGACGGAGGGCGCCCGAAAACUGUUCGCUAUCUUGGUAGAACUGAGAAUUGAGCAGCGACUAAAGAAAUGUUUGGAGAAAAACUUACUAGACUCGAACCUGCCCAUUUUCGACGAAACGUUAUUGCAUGACCUCUUCCCAGAGUCCGUGACGCAUUUCCGUAAGCUCCAGUGGGAGUUUGUUCCCCUGAAACUUCGAGAGCAUGCGCACAAAGACAUAGAGUCGGAACGUGUUCUGCCAUUCUUGGAAAACGAGAAGCUCUCUUCUGGGGGAUUUUCAACUGUAUUCAGAGUCAAAGUUCAUCCUUUGUAUCAUAACUUCGAGGCUUCCUUUAGGGAGCAACAAUAUGUGCGAAAGGAAAUUUCCUCCAGGUCGUCUUCCGAGGCACAGAAAAGAGAGUCAGAUCUGUUAUUCCUGCUGCGGAGUUUGGAGAACGACAAUCUCGUGCGCAUUGUGACGUCCUACACGCAGCACGGACUUUGCAACCUCCUCUUCCCAGUUGCGGAUUGCGAUCUCCAUGACCUGCUCCUCAACGAGACUCAACCGAAAUGGUGCCAGGAUUUCGCUCAAAUUGUGGACUCUUUCCGUGGUUUAGCAAACGGCCUACACUACCUCCACAACUUCCGCCCGUUGACUAAAAACAAGGAAGAUACUGAACGGAUUACGAGGCAUGGAUACCAUCACGACAUCAAGCCGAAAAACAUUCUCGUAAAAGAGGAACGCCUGAUACUGGCUGAUUUCGGUCUCGCUCGCCUGAAGGAUGCCCAGGAAGACACGCAGACGCCAUGGAAGCACGCACCGCCAACUUAUGCCGCGCCAGAGGCUCGCGAUCCUGUUACGCUUCAAGAACGAGAUAUUGGUCGAGCAUAUGACAUAUGGUCCUUUGGAUGUGUCCUUGGCGAGUUCGCUACUUAUUGUCUUGGAGGAGCAGACGCUGUUAAAGAGUUUCGAAAAGAGCGCAUAGUGGAAGGGAGAUAUGGAUCACACAAUUGUUUCCAUCACGACGGUGAUGUCAAUCCCGUAGUCCACGAUUGGUACCACAGGAUGAAGGAUAUGUAUAAAAGCUCCUCCAAAUCACUGCUUUUCGAUACGUCAUCGUGGCUCCUGGCUGUAGAUCCAAAGCAAAGGCCGACAUCUGCGGAGGUGGUCGAGAGCUUCAGUCGUUCUUCGCUAAGUCGUUGGAUGCUUAGUAUUGUUUUCCAAUCCAACGUGGAGAGUAGUGAAGAUUCCGAAAAGUUGCCUUCAGUGUUCCAAUCUAAGCUGGCACUGGAAAGAAAUCGCUUGCGAGCUUGGGGCUAUUCUCAUGGGCUAGAGGCAUUCGCCCAGCAGAUGCAGGAGACUAUUCCUGAUCUCAGCAAUCAGUACGACAGCAUGCUACACCUCUUGAAGAGCUGUAGUGUAAAGCUAGCAAACCUUCUGCCUCUCCAUUACGAUGACGCAGACGCUCAAGAACAGGUUCUACAAAUCAUGGCAUCGACCAACGACGCCCUUUUCCUCGGCACGCCCCACCUACUAAAGCCCACGAUAGAAAACAUCUUCCAGCUGCUCACAGUCUCCGCCACAAAGACCGUCAAACUCUUGGCUGACUCUAGCAACGCCACGGCGCCAAACGAAGGCGAAAAAUUCUUGAGCAACUCCCAAGACACUCCACAAAAUCAAGAAGUUGGUUUGCUCGCUGCAGCACGGUAUGCGUCACUCAUGUUGUCAUCAUCGGACUCGCUAGUGUCCAAAGGAGCGGUUACGAUGAUCGAUCUUGCCUUAUUGAGCGAUAUAAAUCAGCCAGCGACUUAUGCUAGUCGUCUGACAACUCGUUGGUACUAUCACGGCUUUCGUGAAGUCGAUAGACAGAAGGUGUUAGUGGAGGAGAGAUCGUAUGCGGGAACUUGGUCUACCACCGCAGACGAACAAAAGUUUGCAGACAUAGGCAAGGAGGUUCUAGCCCGAGUUCAGGAACUAGCACAGCUCUUCCAGAUGCGGCCUAAACCCAAAAAUAUGCGCAUCCUACAGUCUUUGGGAGCAUAUCAUCUACCAAGCCAGCAGAAAUUUGGCUACGUGUACGAGUUCCCGCGCAACCGAAGCGACGCCGAACCAGUCUCGCUUGCAACAAUCAUCCGCGAAACCAAAGAGCCCAUGAGAAACCCGACGUUGAACGACAAGUUUGCUCUAGCUCAGGCAGUAACUUCGUGUAUUCACUCUCUGCACAUGACAAGGUGGAUUCACAAAGACAUAUGCUCCUCCAACCUUGAUUUUUUGCGAGAUCCAGGGCAGGAUCUGACCGAAGUGGAUCUGACGCAGGUCUACCUUACCGGGUUCCAACACAGCCGGCAGUUGGUUCAAGGAGCAUAUUCCGAUGGCAGUAUCUCGAUGCAAGAGAAAGCCUUCAUCCAUCCCGCCUACAUUGAGGAUGGUGUUGGCUUCCAUUCUGCGUUCGAGUAUUAUGCCUUAGGCGUCGUACUCCUCGAGAUUGCGAUGUGGAGAACGGUGGAUAAACUGUUUGCACCUGGCGCCUCUUCUGACGUUAUCAGAGGACUUCUUCUAGAGUAUGCUCAAAAGUACAUUCCCUCGCGUAUGGGAACUGGGUAUUGCAAGGUAGUUCUGGCAUGCAUGAGGUUCUAUGACAACCAUGGAGAUCAGAAAAGUGUCCAAAAUCUGUUGCUUAAAUUUCAGGAAGAAAUUCUGGAGGAGUUACAGCGGUCUUCCCUUCCCCUGUAG